ACAGAUAAUCAGAAGGCAUACUUACAUACGCACAUUCUAAAGAAAGAUUAAGAGUGAGUGAGAUAGACGAAACGAAAACAACAAACCUCUCUCUCUCUGUAUCUGCGGAAGUUAUUAUUUCUGCAAAAUCAAGCAUGAGUCGCUCUGAAGAUGCGAAUCCAUUUGCUGCUGAAGACGUCAAUCCAUUUUCGAAUGCAAAUGCAAAUGCUGCCCCUGGAUCAAAAUCCCGUAUCCCUCAGAUGGUUGCUACUACUCUAGGUUUUGGUCAAAAGCAUGAUGCAACUGUUGACAUACCAUUGGAUUCAGACCCAAAGAAAAAAGCAACAGAACUUUCAAACUGGGAAUCUGACUUGAAGAGACGAGAAAAUGACAUCAAACGAAGAGAACAAGCUGUUGCUGGCGCGGCCAUCCCUGAGGAUGAUAGAAACUGGCCUCCAUUUUUUCCAAUAAUUCAUCAUGAUAUAGCCAAUGAGAUUCCAGUCCAUGCUCAAAAGUUGCAGUAUUUGGCUUUUGCAAGCUGGUUAGGUCUAGUUCUGUGCCUUACAUUUAACGUGAUAGCAGUGAUUGUGUGUUGGAUCAAAGGCGGUGGCGUCAAGAUCUUUUUCCUUGCAGUAAUCUAUGAACUUCUUGGAGUACCCCUUUCCUAUGUAUUAUGGUACAGGCCACUGUAUCGUGCAAUGAGGACUGACAGUGCUAUGAAAUUUGGUUGGUUUUUCAUGUUCUACCUGCUCCAUCUUGGGUUUUGUAUAUUUGCUGCUAUUGCUCCUCCAAUAGUCUUCCACGGGAAGUCUUUAACGGGCAUCCUAGCUGCGAUUGAUGUCUUUUCUGACCAUGCACUAGCGGGGAUCUUCUAUCUGGUUGGAUUUGGAUUAUUUUGCUUAGAAUCACUAUUAAGCUUCUGGGUGCUUCAGAAAGUUUACAUGUAUUUUCGUGGGAACAAGUGAUGCGGUGUAUUGAGUUAGAAUGGCGUAUUUGCAUUGGUUACGGCUUGGCUUGUUAUGUGAUGGAUGGUAUAAUACUUGAAUCUUAUAUGUAUGUAUGAUUGGUUAUAGCAACAGUAAACAAAACAUUUUGACUGCAUUUUCUUUUUAUAAGUUUUAACAUUCGUUUGUCUGAUCGAGUAGUAGAAAAAUCAAGGAAUAAGGCUUUUGUUGUAGAAAUUGCUUCCGGGUUUACAACCCAUUUACUAUUGGUUAUAAUUUCUCUUGA
Helianthus annuus (common sunflower) is the source of this 1209-nucleotide messenger RNA. RefSeq names its product secretory carrier-associated membrane protein 4. Gene Ontology annotation, cellular component: recycling endosome membrane; trans-Golgi network membrane. The transcript has 12 exons. Bases 135 to 944 code for a protein of 269 amino acids. The record is from RefSeq and is a predicted model, not a curated record. Gene Ontology annotation, biological process: protein transport. Lineage: Eukaryota; Viridiplantae; Streptophyta; Magnoliopsida; Asterales; Asteraceae.